This is a messenger RNA of Staurois parvus, 237 nucleotides long. Lineage: Eukaryota; Metazoa; Chordata; Amphibia; Anura; Ranidae. The record is from the annotation of a GenBank genome assembly.
AUGAGCGAGGAUGGCGUGUUGGCGAGUGCCGGUGAUCUAGAGAACGAUGAACAUUUUGCCGGUGUGAUCCGAGAGAUGGUGACUACAGCUUGCAGCUUCCGCAAACUUGGGGACCAGGUACCAUUUAAACGCAUGAGCAUUGUGUUCGGGGAGCACUCCUUCUUAGUCACCGUCUCCGGACAGAAGAUCUACGUGGUGAAGAGACACAAUGUUGUCCGUGAACCAAUCAACGUUUGA